Molecule: messenger RNA, 393 nt
Organism: Rotaria sp. Silwood2
Lineage: Eukaryota; Metazoa; Rotifera; Eurotatoria; Philodinida; Philodinidae
Source: the annotation of a GenBank genome assembly
AUGAUAAUUCGAAUUUUACUGUUUAUUUGCGUUAUAUUGACAAUCGACAGUACGGAUACUAUUAUUGAUAAACUUCGUAUUGAGCUUGAACUGAGCAAGACAGCGAAGAAGGAUCCUAUUAUUCCUUUUCUAUGUGAUAUUCUAUUAUCACAAGAAUUUAUUAAAGCAGCUGAUGAUGAAGAUUUUCUUAGUUUAUUACUUUAUGAACUUGGUUUUGGAGUAUUGGGUGUAAAGCCUAAUUCUUGGGCAGCUAAAUUUCGAGGUGAUCCUCACAAACCAGCGUCUUGUUUUUCUGCUCUACAUUCAACAGCAACGACCGAAAUAACAAAGUCAACUUUGGCUAGUUCAAGAAGAAUUAUAUCAAGAUGCUGCAAUUCUAAUAAGGACUUGUAA